Messenger RNA from Mytilus californianus (California mussel), 8391 nucleotides. RefSeq lists its product as uncharacterized. The transcript has 36 exons. Gene Ontology annotation, cellular component: myosin complex. NCBI's taxonomy places the organism in Eukaryota, Metazoa, Mollusca, Bivalvia, Mytilida, Mytilidae. Bases 489 to 7796 code for a protein of 2435 amino acids. Gene Ontology annotation, molecular function: cytoskeletal motor activity; ATP binding. The record is from RefSeq and is a predicted model, not a curated record.
CUUAAAAGUAUGAUUAGAUUACUAAAACGUCAAUCAUCAACAGAGGAAGUGCUUGCUAGGUUAUUUUAUUCUUGUGGAAAAAAGUUGUUUUCACAGAUCGAAUCAAAUUGUUUACCAAAAACGUGUGAAAAUUAUGUACCAAAAGUGCCAUAAGUUAUUGAAUCCGAUUCAUAAUAUGGUGUAAAGAAUAUUGAUAGGAAUAAAUUCAAUCCCAAAACGAAAUCUGUUCUAUCGGAAUAUACCGGAAAUUCAGCACACAUAUUUUUCAACUAUCAUGAAUUAUUAAGUUACAAAACAAAAUACAGGGUCAUAUAUGGAUCAGCGAUUUAAAAUGUAUCUAAAAAUAUUUAAUUCUAAAUGCUCUUAUUGGUUUUUCUAUACCUUCAUCAAGAACGUUAAAAACGUCCCUUCUUGGAAAUGAAUGUAGACUUAAUGUCAUUGAUAAUGGAAACAUAAACGUUUAAUUAAUUUGAAGGAGGUGUGUUAACAUGGCUGUUAAAAGAGACGAUUUAUCAUGCCUUGAGAAGUUCGACGAAGGUUCUGUUCUGGAAGUGUUGAGGUCAAGAUAUGCAAAAGAUGAAAUUUAUACAAAUUGUGGUGAAAUUUUGUUGGCUCUAAACCCAUACAAGACAUUGCCAAUAUUUGAUGAUGAAAAUCAUGAAAAAUACGACUGGAAAAGAUUUGAAGCAAAAAUGCCACCGCAUGUUUUCAAUGUUGCGGCUCGUGCAUACCAAAGAAUACGAGAAGCAAAGACUGAUCAAGUCAUUCUUGUCAGCGGAGAAUCUGGAGCCGGAAAAACAGAAAGCACAAAACUUAUGGUCAAGCACUUGGUUUACAUGUGCCCAAAUGGAAGCGACGACUUGCACAACAAAAUUGUACAGGUUAAUCCUCUUCUUGAGGCCUUUGGAAAUGCCCAGACAAUAAUGAACGACAAUUCAAGUCGAUUUGCCAAAUUUUUAGAACUCAGCUUUGACGAGAGUGGACAGAUUCUCGGAGCUGCAAUUCGUGAUUACAUGUUAGAAAAGUCGAGAGUUGUUACUUUCAACAAAGAUGAAGGAAAUUUUCACAUUUUCUAUUCCCUGUUCGCAGGAACCAGUAAACAACAACUGAGCGACCUUAAUUUAUCGGAAAGCAAAGAUUAUAGGAUCAUGAACUGUGGGUGUCUUAAAUUGUUGGAAGAAAAAACGAAAUACAGAACAAUAUACACACAACAGAUGGAUGCCUUGAAAAGGAUAGGCUUCAAUCAGGAUGACAUAAACAUAUUACAUUGCAUGUUAGGUGCGAUUAUUCAUUUGACUGAAGUGAAGUUUCAAGAGGCAGACAAAGCAAAUGAGCCACUAAAAAUAGUUAACACUGACCAGGUUGAACAAGCUGCACAGCUACUGAAUGUAGAGCCAGUAGAACUUUGUUUAGCACUUAUCAAGACCAAGACAGAUUAUGGAGGUAUAGGAGGUUCAGGUGAGCAGAUUUACUGUUUGAAAAAUCUAGAACAAGCACGAGAUGGCUGUGAUGCUUUGGCCAAAGCUAUAUAUGAGCGUAUGUUUGGAUGGGUAAUUAGAAGGAUCAAUGAGGAUUUAAACCCAACUAAACAAAGGAACAAGGUUUCUGCAUCUAUAGGGAUACUCGAUAUUGCUGGGUUUGAGAAUCUUCACGUCAACAGUUUUGAACAGCUGUGCAUCAAUUUCGUUAAUGAACGUCUUCAAAAUUUUAUGAACGACCAUGUGUUUAGGAAAGAAAGAGCGAUAUACCGUGACGAAGGCAUUCCAUGUGACGAUAUAGAUUUCAAAAAUAAUGAAGACAUUAUCGAUACUUUCAUGAAGAAGCAAAUCGGGAUACUUAAUUUACUGGAUGAAGAAACUCAAUUCAAGCAAGGCUCAGAUGAAACUUUUGUUCGAAAAGUUACAACAAACCAUGCUAAAUCAGAAAUAAUUAUAAAAAAACCAAAUGACGAUCCAGAAUUCGGAGUAUGCCAUUUCGCUGGAAAGGUAUGGUAUGACUGUCAUGGAUUUCUUGAUAAGAACAGGGACACUCUGAACGACGAUUUGUUUGACUGUAUGAAGGACAGUACAAAUGAUUUCAUUAGUGAUCUUUUUACUAUCAAAAAGGGACCAACCGGCACAAUAUCAGAAACACAUUUCAAUUUACGACAGUCAAAGAAAGUUCAGAGAGAGUCGAGUUCAAAUGAUGCCAGGCAGCUGUCUACAGAACUAGGAAAAUCUUUGCGAAAAUUUAACCUGAGGGGCCCAGAAACACGCAGAUACAACGUCAAUAAACAUAAAACUGUCAUUUCAUACUUUAGGGAGUCGAUGGACAAACUUUUGUUGAAAAUGAAACGAGCAGAGGCACAUUUUGUUAGGUGUAUCAAGCCAAACAAACAGAAGCGAAAGGAUAAUUUCAGUGGCCAGUAUGUGAAAGUACAACUGUUAUAUAAUGGUAUAACUGAAAUAGCUAAAAUAAGGAAAAAUGAGUAUCCAAUCAGAAAACGGCACACCGACUUUUAUGAGAGAUUUUUUGUCCUUAAUUCGGAGUUUUUUAAGGCAAAACAGCAAAAUCCUGGCCAUCUCGCCAAAAUGUUAAUAGAAAAAAUUAUACCUGAUGAAUUGAAAAAAGAGUGCAAAAUUGGAAAACAUCAAGUUUUCAUGAGAGAAACAGUUCACUUAUUUCUUGAAAAGCAGUUAUACCAUCGCGAAAAAUUGUCCGGAAUUUUGCACAAAAUAUGGUUAGGUAUGAAAGCAAGAACAUUGUUAAAAGAAAUGAAAAGAAAAGCAGAGUUUGAAAAAAAGAAAAAGAACGACGAGAAAGAAGAAACGGUACCGCAGACAAUAUUUGAAGACCCACCCUCUGACACCCCAACUCACAAAGAUGGAUACACUACUAAAGAAAUGUGGCACAAUAGAGCGUCCAGUCAAACGAGCCGCCAUGGUGAAACUGACCCCCAACAAUUACGUAAACGUAUAAACGAAGAUAACAAAUUCCCUUCGAUAACAAGACAAGACAUUGGUACAGGAUCAACUUAUCCUGAUCAUCAUAUCGAUCUAAAUACUGUUGAUACAGAGGAACAGAAGAAAAAAGAGUCUAAAAGAAAAGAAAAACCGUUUUGGGAUAUAUUCAACAAUAUACCCAGAGAAAAGAAAUCUAAAGAUGUUCAUGAGAGAAGUAGCCUGAGAGUCAUAAAAAUGAUUAUUUAUGGGCUUUUAUUUCUUCUUGUGCUUUGUUCUCUUGUGGUCCAGAAGAUUAGUUUGAUGCUUAUAGUGAAUAACGAGAACGAGGAGAGGAAUAACAUUACCAUUUCUGAAAAUGGAACAGAGUAUACCACACAGAUUCCAGUAAACAGCAGUACUCCCGAGAAUCAGAACUACCAGGUUAAAGGCGUUGAUCUUCCGCAUGUUAAACAUUUUCUCUUGGUCCUUGCAAUAUGUAUACCAUAUGCACUGACAGUGGUUUUUGCACUUUUGAGAGUAUUAUUUGGAAACAUCAAGUCACCAGCCAUGCAAACAAUGUUUGUGGUACUUACCAUUGAGUGUAUGCAUUCCGUUGGGUUAGGAUACCUUGUUUUUAAGGUUUUGGGAGAACUGCAUGCAGUACAUGGUAUUAUGGUAUUAAAUACAACUUGUUUUGUACCUAGCGUUCUUAAUUUGUUUACUUCAAGUGCAACUACUAAUGGCGAUUCUGCAAAGAAAUGUCUGAAGGCUUGCAUGAGAGUCACUGACACGAUUAUCAACAUACUGGCAUGCGCGGCUCAAAUAUCAGUUAUACCACUUGUUAUAUACUUCGGUAUUUAUAAAAUGGAUGUUUCAACAGAAGAAACCAUUUAUAGUAUGUGUUGCUUUCUACUCUGUUCCUUAUCAUGGUGGGAAAAUUUCCUACCUGAUGAAACGACGAAGAAAAACACUUUAACUGAUGGAACGAAGAAGAAUAACACAACAAAUGGAAACAUUGCAUGUUUCAACAAGUUUGAGCAAACAAUUUUAAGCAUAAAAUUCGACCUACAAGAAAGUCGGCCAUUCAUUACAGCAAUAUCGUCAUUGCUCAAAAUUGGGGUCACAAUUUUAAUUGGUGUCUUCUUACCAGAAUCAGAUCUCAAUUUAGUCACUGGAUGGAAGGAUCUUACAUUAGAUGAAAUAUUCAAAUUUACACCAAUUAUUUGUAUAACAACAUGCUCCUUUGGGGCUUACUACAUGGCAUAUACAGCAUGCAGGUUGAAAUUACAAGUGAUUUCUUUUUCAUUGGCUUGCUUCUUGUCGACCCCUUUUGCUGUUGCAAUUGCGAUGAUUGACUGUGAAUACAAUAUUUUAUCAGCAUUCAGCAAUGACAGUUUAAAUUGUCAGAAAGAAGGUUCAAUCAAUUCGUACAUGUUUUUCAUUUGGGGUUUGAUAUUAUUCGUUUCAAUAUACUGGAUUGCAAGGCACAUAUGGAGUCCAAAUCAAGACAGACUAGCAAAGAUGGACAAACUGUUUGUGAAUCCUCUAUACUGCAGUAUACUCUUAGAACAACACUUGCUGAUGAAUAGACGAAGAUAUGUCAGACGAAUAAGAAAAGAAGUAGAAAAUGGUGUUGAACUAUUUAGAAUUGCUGAUGAUGAAAAUAAAACACCUUUAAAAAAGAUACCUCCAAUGAUAUAUGCUUGUGCAACCAUGUGGCAUGAAAAUCGACAGGAAAUGGUGCAGAUAUUAAAGUCAUUAUAUAGAGUUGACACAGAUCAGUUUAUUAGACAGAGGGCUUUAGAAAUUUCACUGAAUGAAGAUGAAGAAGUAAACAUGGAAGCAUUUGAAUACUACGAAUUCGAAGCUCACAUUCUAUUUGAUGAUGCUUAUGAAUUAGAUGAUAAUGAAGAAGAAAUGGUGCCUAACAAAUUUGUAAGAGAGUUUACAGAUGUCAUGCAGGAAGCUGCAAAUGCUAUCCAUAAGAAACACAUAGAGCUCAGAAAGCCGAGAAUAAUUCCAUCGCCUUAUGGAGCACAGUUAGUGUUUCUCCUUCCUGGAAACAACUUAAUGUAUGUUCAUCUCAAAGACAAGAAUAAAAUACGACACAGAAAAAGGUGGUCACAGGUAAUGUACAUGUACUACCUGCUUGGUUAUCGCUUAAUAAAUGCAUCUAAGGAAAAAACAAAGAUAUUCUUAAAAGAAGACAAAUUUGAUGACCACAUCACAUGGAAUACAGAAAAGAAAGAUGGCAAAUUUGGAAAAAGCCAAAUUUUUAAUAUUCUGGAUGAUGAAAUCUUGAAUCGGGCUGAAAAUACGUUCAUAUUGGCUUUAGAUGGAGAUGUUGAUUUUACUCCAAAAGCUGUAAGAUUGCUUGUUGAUAGAAUGGUUACGAAUGAACAAUUGGGUGCUGCAUGCGGUCGUAUACAUCCUAUUGGUAAAGGUCCAAUGGUAUGGUAUCAAAAAUUUGAGUACGCCGUGGCUCACUGGUUACAAAAAUCGACAGAGCAUGUUCUUGGUUGUGUAUUAUGCAGCCCUGGAUGUUUUAGUCUCUUUCGUGGUUCAGCUUUAAUGGAUGAUAAUGUCAUGAGAAAGUAUACUAUCAAACCUACAGAAGCUUCACAUCACCUUAUGUAUGACCAAGGUGAGGAUCGCUGGUUGUGUACAUUACUGCUACAGCAAGGAUAUAGAGUAGAUUAUGCAGCUGCCUCAGAUGCCUAUACUUAUGCACCCGAAGGUUUUGGCGAAUUCUUUAAUCAAAGAAGGCGUUGGAUGCCAUCAACAAUUGCUAAUAUAAUGGAUUUACUAACAGAUGCAAGGAACACUGUGUCUAUAAAUAACAACAUCAGUUGGCUGUUUAUGAUUUAUCAAGGAGCUUUGAUGGUGUCGACCUUGAUUGGACCUGCCACAGUAAUCAUGAUGAUAGCAGGAGCAUAUCUAACUGUUUUUCAAAUAAAUCUUCUUACAUCUUAUGCAAUAGCUCUUUCGCCAGCUAUUUUAUACACGAUCUUAUGCUUUACUGUGAAGCCUAAAUAUCAGAUCACGACAGCAGAAAUAUUCAGCGCCAUUUAUUCAUUUAUAAUGAUGGUGGUAUUUGUUGGUUGCAUUAUAACAGCCGUUCAGCAGAGUCCAUUUCAUCCGAGUGUAAUUUUCCUUUGCUCAAUGGUGUUUAUUUUCCUCUUCGCUGCCGUUAUUCAUCCAUGGGAAUUUAGCUGCAUUUUUUACGGGCUAUUAUACUUUUUGUGUGUUCCUAGUGGAUUUUUAUUAUUGAUCAUUUAUUCCCUAUGUAAUAUGAAUUCUGUAUCAUGGGGAACACGCGAAGUAGCUAAGAAAAAAACGCAAAAAGAAAAGAACGAAGAAGAAAGAAAUAAAAAAGAAAAUGAAGAAAAGAAGAAACAAAAAAGCUGGUUAAGCCGCUUAAUGCCAGUUAACCAACUCAAAGAUUUAAGAAGUAUAUUAGAGCUCACAAAAAAAGAAACAAAAACGAAAGAGGACAGAGGUAUACAGACUGAAGAUUUGAAUGAAGUUGUUGUCGAAACGAAUAAAAGGAAAACAGUCACUUGGCUAGACAAAACACCAGAAGGAACAAUUCACGAAGAAACUAAUAUAACACCAACGACCGAUAAACCUUUUGAUUUUCUACACAAGCCAAAAUGGACGGAAGAUAAAGAUUUUAAAAACGGAAAAGUUAUGGUGAUGACACCAGGAGAAACACACUUUUGGGAGGAAUUUAUUAAAAGGUAUUUAAAACCGUUAGAUGCAAACAAAAAAGAACAAGAAACGAUGAAACAGGCUCUUGCUCAAUUACGUAAUGAAGUUGUGGCAGGCUUUGCGUUUAUCAACCUGAUAUGGAUAUCUAUCAAUUUUAUGUUUCAACUUAGAAAACCUGCAGUUAUUGAAUUUCCGACAGCAUCAGGAGCAGAGAAUGUAGAUGACAGUGUGAUAAAGAUCGACGCACUAGGUUUAAUGUUUAUUAUAUUUUUUGUUCUUAUUCUCCUGAUCCAGUUUAUUGGUAUGGUCAUUCAUAGAUUGGGAACACUCAUGCAUCUUAUAGCCAUUACAGAGAUACCAAAUCCAUUCAAAUGCGGGAAAAAGCAAAGCUAUGGAAAUAUAGAGGAAGAAAAUACAGAGAAGCUUAAUGCCAAAGAGUUGAUACGGUUAUGUACAGAUGUAGUUGGAGAGCCAAGGCCAGACUAUUCGAGUGAUGAAGAUGAUGAUGACGAUGAAGAAGACGACAAAGUAGAGGAAGAACUCUCUAACACAAUUGUCAACAACGCUGUCAUAGGUGUAAAGGGAAACAUUGGAGGAACAAGAACACCUGGGCUUGGAAUGUCGUUUAGAGAAACAAUGGUCAUAGGCAGGGAUAAUAUUUCCAAUGAUUUGAGGAGCACUCUGUCUAGUCCUAAUUUUAGACAGACAGCACGAAAUAUGAUAGCCAUUUCCAAGCGAAAAUAUGACGAAGGAACAAAACCACCUCCAAAGGGCAACGUAUUGAAAUACCGAAAAAAUCAUCCACCAAAGUUACGGACUGAUUGGGAACAAGCAAAAAAGUUUGGAUCAACUAAACCUAUUUUCAACGAUUUUAUAAACGAAAUUCAGAAAGAUCAGGACCUCAAACACAAAGUAAGAGGAUUAGAAAAACAAACGGCAGUUGAUAAUCUUAAGAGAACAUUACGCCGUGAGACUUCCGCAACAGAUUUUGAUGAACCCGUUAAUGAUAAAGUAAGUGGAGUCGGUACUUUAAGUCGUGCGUUCUACAAAAAUCUCAAUCAAAAAACAAAAGUACAAACCAGACAAAAUCCAGUUUCCAUCGGAAGUCAUUCCGGCAGCAGAUUGCGUUUUAGAGAAACAACAGAAACCAUCACAUCACUUUAAAUCAAAAUUCAACAAAACGUCACAAAACGUUUGCUUGUGUGUAAAUAUUUAUACUAGUGUGUAUUUAUAACCAUUUAUGUUGUCUUGUCUGUUAAAAUAUGUUAAUUAAUUCCCGUGCAAUGUUUUUAUUUCAUUGUUUUUUUUUUUAAUUCAACAUAAUAACAUUACUACUAAAAAUUAUAAUAUAUGAUCUUAAGAAUGAUUAAUAAUAUCUAUAUUAGCAGUUCACAUAUUUAGAGCAUAGCAUUCAUUCGAAGCUACUUAUGAUUUUAUAUAUUGAUGUUAUUUUCUUAUCUUCGAUUUAAAAGAAAGUACAAGUGUUUCAGUCGAUUUAGAUAUGUAUUUAGAAGUAUAACAUGCAAUACUGACUGUCGCAUUAGUUUAUUCUUACUAAUAAAAACUGAGAAGCUGAUCUAAUCACAUUAUAACACAUCAGUACCGAAGGCUAACUGCAUACAACUAUUUAAAAAAUACUAUUUCAACAAAUGCACAUCGGUGUUAUAAGGUUUUCUAGAAAAUAUAUACUCACAUCACAUUUUUUAAUAUGUAUUACUAGUAAAUGCAAGAUUUGCAAAUUAAAAAUGCUUUAACGAGA